Messenger RNA from Kwoniella botswanensis, 3774 nucleotides. RefSeq lists its product as uncharacterized. Gene Ontology annotation, molecular function: lipase activity. NCBI's taxonomy places the organism in Eukaryota, Fungi, Basidiomycota, Tremellomycetes, Tremellales, Cryptococcaceae. The transcript has 8 exons. The record is from RefSeq and is a predicted model, not a curated record. Gene Ontology annotation, biological process: arachidonate metabolic process; diacylglycerol catabolic process. Bases 1 to 3774 code for a protein of 1257 amino acids.
AUGACCCAGCCCAGCCCUGCCACUACGAUAGCGACAGCGACAGUGUAUCAAGAUGAGAAGGAGAAACCUCCUGUCAUUCCCCAACCUGUACCUUUACCUCACUCGAUAUCAUCCGGAGCUGUCGAAGAUUUGCCAGGCUCAAUGAUUCGCUAUACCCCUUUGGCAGAUAUCAGUGAUUUACCUACCCUCUUUCCUGCACCUAUAGCAUCUUUAAUUACCACCAUAGCUACAUCGACACGUAUGACUCUUAGAAUCACAGCCUUUCUGAUAGAAGCUAUCUUGGAGACUUCUCAAUAUUCUACCCGAAUGUCAUUAGGUUAUCUUCGAAGAUGGUUGAUCACUAUGAUCUCUUCCGCUAGAAGGGUAUACUUGAUGUCAAAUGCAGCUAUAGAAGGUGAUCUAUUGGCAUUGUUAUCGGGAGGUCCAACUCAUCUAUUAGAAGAGAUGCAUAAUAAAUCAUCACUCAACAACCAAAGUUCAACUUCACCUUCGACAUCAUCAACAGAUAAUUUUUUGGGUAUUUUGGAUAGAUAUACAAACCUCGGUAUAUACUUUAUACAUCAUACAUUCACGAUGGUCGAGCUAUUCACCAUGUCAGGUUUCUUCUUUACUUCAAACUUGGUCAAUUCGGCCCAUACAGCUGCAAUAGAAAGUGUAGCGCUGUUUGAUAGUCUUUUCGGAUCAAACGAAUCUUCAAGAUCUUUAUCAGCAAUUAUUACAAUGGUGAAGAAAGAGAUUAUCCAAGAUGAAAGAUCAAAGAAUAAAUCUACCAUUGCAACUUUAUCUGGCUUGACUAAAGCUUUAACGGCUUUCGCGUGCUUGCAGGUGGCUACUUGGAAGAGAACAUCUCAGAGGAUGAAAAUGAAAGUACUUUAUGAUUGUACGAUCCAAGCUGAACAGGAAGAUUCAUUCACUACCAACACUUCCAAUCCCACUAUUGAAGAUCCCAUACAACUUUCUCUAGCAGCUCUGGAAGAUACCCCUGCUUCCUUGCCUGUCGCUGGACCUGGACCUUCUACGAUGGAAUCAAGAAUGCGUUCAUCGGCAUUACUCACCCGUGAUCCAUCGUUGGAAGAAGCCAACAAGAAAUUAUGGCAACAUAUGGAGACGAUCGAUUCUGAUCCUGCUGGUGUUAGUAAUAUGAGACCAGGCCUAAGUAGGACACAGAGUAUUCAGACGGUCAAUAAUUGGUCGAUGGAGGAAUUAGAUGAUCUCGUUGGUGAAUCAGGUGAUGAGAUGUAUGAUGGACCACCUGAUGGAAAUUCAAGAAAGAAGAAAAGGAGAGAAUCAACUUUUGAGAUCACAGAUGAAUUGACUGAACGCACAGUCGUUACUCAUCUAUUCGAAAAGAUCCAACAUGAUGAUGAGACGAGACGGAAUUUAGGACUACGGAAACCAGUACCUUUCAAACAUCGAAGACAACUUAGUAUGCCGGAAAUUGCCAUUAAGUCGAUGGACACGGAAGAUGAAGAUGCUUAUGAUCACUUUAUAAGAUCUGCUGCUACUAGCGUAGUGACCUCACCAGGAGCUGACUCGAGACUGUCGUUACUCUCGAGUACAGAUAUGGAGAACGAAGGUGAUGGUGAAGAAGAAUGGGUAGAAGUGGAAGGUCAAAGUAAUGAUAGGUCAAACAUUCCUUCUUUACCUAACGGACCGAGAGUAGAAUCAGUUGGAACAGCCAGUUACCUCGAUGCGCUCGAACACCCUCAUCAUAAUUCGGAGAGAAUUCAAUUGGUUUUGAAGACUAUGACCGACAAAUUAUUACAGAGGAAACGGACUGUUCGACAUUUCACGAGGGUCAAUCUGGAGAGUGGGUCAAGUGAGAAUAGUCGUAGACCCUCUAUUGAAAGGUUUAGAAGGGGUCAUUUGAAAGAUAUCGAUUGGGAUAGAACACCUCAACCCAGCAUGACUCGUUCGCCUGAAAGCUCACUGUCCACACCUUCCAUGCCAUCUACUCCGUCACGACGUAGACAUGCGAGGCAUGUUUCGGCUGACAAGGCGCUGGCUAAAGCACGAGGGAUAUUAUCAUUCACCAAGAGACCUUCGAGGCCCAUCACUCCUUCCUCGACUGAAGUCAGUACACCCACUCUCAGUUCGACCCCUUCCAGAUCACCCUCGACGCCUCGGACGAGAGCCACAGCGCCAUCGCUCUCUAUCGACACAUCCCUACCACCUCAUGAAGGUGUAAGAGCACCUCCACCUUCACCACAUCAAUCAAUGAUACUCCGUAGACCAUCCCAAACUUCCUCCCCUGAGUCUCUGAAGAUGACCUCCACCCGUCAAGCUGAAACUGAAAGGCAAUCCAACCCGACUAGACCUUCAAUGUCCGUGCGAGAGGCUGUACACACUUCAUCCAGUCGGAUCCAAGCUGCUUCUUCCCAUGCGAUGCCCGAUAAAGGUGAUGCCAACUCGGAUAACCUCUUCCCUCACGAAGGGUUGAUCAGGAAUAUUCAUAGGUUUAUGAGAUACUCUAGUGCUGCUUAUGGGCAAAACUUCCUGCGAAUCCUCGGUCUAGGUUCAAGCGACUUCAUGUUUCCGAGUACAGGUAAACACCAUGCAAACAGUUGGGCAUUUGCUCAACAUACCAAUAUACCCAUUGACUGCUUAUUGCUUUCGUCAUUCACCGAAUCAUCAGCUGCUCUCAUACAACAAGAGGCACCUCCUCUGAUACAUUACGUAGCGGUUGAGCAUUCCCUCAAGGCUAUUGUGCUCACUUGUCGAGGUACACUUGGUCUAUCAGAUGUCCUCGUGGACCUUACAUGCGAAUAUCAAUCCAUCGACGUCGAGCAAGGUGAUCCCGAUGCGAGUUACUACGUCCACUCAGGGAUGUGGCAAUCUGCCCGUAAACUCACCGUGAAACAAUCGACAGUACACGAGACUUUGGUCGAAGCGUUGACUAAAUACCCCACUUACGGUUUGGUCUUAGCUGGACAUUCAUUGGGUGGAGGAGUUGCAUCACUGUUGGCAAUACUAUGUUCGAUGCCAUCUAAAUCAUUUUUGGAACAAAAUAUCAUUUUGGCUAAACCGAUCGAUCAUCCCAGGAUAUCUACACCUUUUGUUACCAAUUUCAAAAGUGGUUUACCUCCCGGAAGACCCAUACAUUGUUAUGCCUAUGGACCACCUGCUGUAACUUCCAUCGAUCUUUCGAUCUACUCCAAAGGGCUGAUCACGAGCGUAGUGCAAGAUUCGGAUAUUGUACCUACCCUUUCGUUAGGUGGAGUAAAAGAUUUCAAGAAUAUUGCACUGACGUUGAGUGAAGAAGGGAAUAUUGCUGAGGAGAUUGUAGGGAGAGUUAUUGGAUUGAACAAGAGGAAAUUUGAUUGGCAGAAAUCACAACAAGAGCAAAAGCAAAAGCAAAAUCAGACUAAUUCGAGUUCAGAUCCGGAGAAAAGUGGUCAGACGACUCGAAUUCAGAAUCAGAGUUCCGGAGGCGAGACGAUACCUGAUGACGAAGAAGUUCUGAGCGAUUGGAUGGUCAGUUUGAUUAAGACGAUGAGAGCAGAUAUGGAUAAUGAAAAGUUGUAUCCACCUGGAAUGGUAUAUAUCAUGGAACAUUUCGAUGUGUACGUUACGGAUAAUCAACCGAAAGUCCACAGUGAUAAGAAGAUAGUGCAUAAACAAGCUCAUAGAGUUAUAUUGAGACAAUGCGAUUCAGUAGAAGAGCGGUUCAGAGAACCGAUCUUCGCUAAAUCAAUGUUACAGAAUCAUCUACCAUCGCAAUAUGAGAGAUCGACUCAUUUGUUAUAUGAGGGACUGGGUCAGGGGAAGUUGUAA